AUGUUCGUGGAAGAGUUUUGGCGCGCAACGAAAGAGAACGACGAGGACGAGCCUGGUCCGAUCGUUGGUGUCCCUCUUGUGCCGGAAACUGCCCUAAGGUGCCUGCAGCAACUCCCGGGAGCGGCGCUGAGCAAGGACGCGACGACUCCAGAGAAGAAGAAGCGGAAGUUGCAGGCAGAGAAGGAAGGAGCUUUCGGGAAGUGGUCCUGGAAGCGGCCACACGGAAGAAGAUCGAUCGGUAAGAAGCCCGGUCACGACGAGCACUGCGUGAUCCUCAGCGGAGCAGUAAGUGCAAAGGAGAUGAAGCGGUUCGACGAAGUCGUCCACCAGCGUGAGCUGGCUCAAGGUAAGCUCGUUACAAUUCUCGCAAGUUUGGAAAACAAUUCGGAGCUUACUUGGGCCACGUUGAAGACGUGCCAGAAGGAGGUAGAAGUCGCGUACGAUGCGUACCAUACGGCGUACGGGCAGAUCCUUGGCAUGGUUCCGUCAACAUCACGGGACGAGCAAGAUGCCCUCUACGACGCCUUCGACGACCUGCACACAGAGGUCCUGACGGUCAUCGAAGAGAAGCUGCCAGAAGUGAGCCAGCCCACACGACGAAGAAACGCGUACACGCCUGGUGUACCACAAUGGGUGGACGAGACAACGAACCCAACAACCGUUAAGAUCGUCGGAUGCGCCAACGAGGCGGCCAUCGACGAACCCCAGAAGCGUUCCGGGAAGCUGCUGUCAGAGCAGCUGGACACGGAAGAUCGGGUACGACCGGAGUGUACCAUCCCGCAUGGUGAACGGUCAGAGAACAACCACAAGAUCGAAAAGCCCAAGACAAUCAUCGACACAUGCAAGAUCGCUGACGAGGACUCGUCACAUCCCACCAAGAAGCCACCCGGACAGAACGCAACGGAUGAUCCGGGUCAGCAGAAGAUGGUCUUGACCGCCGGAAGUGAGCCGGCACAGAAGUGCGACGUGUGCGGACUAGGCCAGCACAAGAGCUGGAAGUGUCCGCAAUUCCUGGAGAAGACAGUCCCCGAACGGCUGUUCAAGACAAAAGAGAAGAGCCUCUGCUUCAACUGCCUCCGGACGGGACAUACCCCGGCGCAGUGUGUGUCCAUCGGAGCGUGCGCGACGUGCAAGAAGCGUCACCACACCCUGCUGCACGCCGAGUGCCGGAGAAACCCCAAGCAACCGACAACACAAACGAAGGUGGAGCAACCUGGUGCUCCACAACAAGCCGACACGAGUCCAGUGACGCCAGAAGCCAGCUCCUCUGGACAAGGACAACUAGCGCCAGACGCGCUGUCAGCCGUCGCGGACUCUCGGAAUAAACCCUGCAGCCCACACCCCUGCAGUUGUUUAUUAAUAACUACACAACAUGAACUGGACAGACACCACGCGAACGAGUUGGCUGACAUCGAAGAGCAGUCACGUUCCAACACCAUGGCGAUUCCUGCUGGAGUUCAACUCGCCGUCAGAGUCAACUUGGUGGCUCUGCGCGAGACGAGCUUCAGCCAGGUCUUGGACAGCACGAUUGGAAGUGGCGCAGCACACGAAGAAGCGGUCCUGAUUCAAGGCACGGAGUUUGAGGAUCAACCCAACUUGGAGCAGCACACCGAAGCCUGCGCACGAGAAGUUGGUGAAACCUACAAGGAAACAAGUUUAGUGAGUGAUCAAACAGCACAAGGAAGAUUUUACCUGCUGUUCCAGGCGAUGCUACGCACAUCGAAGACAACGCUGGCUUUCCAAGCCGAGCGUUUCCAAGGAGGAGAGACAAGGUGCAGCGCCCGGCUGCAAUCAACGCUCUUGACGGCGGCGCGUACAAGUACGCCGCACAAGGCUGCUGCAGUUGGCACACAGCUGAGGUUUGAUGAGCGUUCAAAGCAUCGAGCAACUGCAGCACCAGUGAUUAUGAAGAAGACGAAGAGUGGCUCUGGAAGAACCCACCCACACCAGCGGUCGGUGUGCGCCGACCCACUGACGAAGAGGACAUUUGGAGCCGCUGAAGAUCGUCCAAGUGGAAGCGAAACAAGAUGCCGGUUUCCGACAAUCGGCAAGCAACAGGAAGCACUGAAGUUCAUCCUUCAAGUCGUCCAGUCCUUUUGGCAGCCCCUGCGAUUGUCAACUGCGCCUGUACGAAACAACACGACCUGUAAGUACUACACGAAGUUAAGCAACGGGAUGACACAAGUUCGCAGCUGGUCGAAGCCAAAGAAGCCCCCCGAAGAAACAACUCAAGACUUGCCUGAUACUUUUGGACAACAGACGGGAGCCGGAAUGACUAGAAGGCGGAAGUGUGACCUCUGGAUUGCAUGGAGGUCACUUGCAGUUCUUCGCGGGUGGAGGAUGUUCGAGCCUGAACCUGUCAGCUCGAAGAAAAUUUUGGUUUGGUUUUGGCAGCACUGCGCUUGCUGUGAUGACAACUGCCACGAAGGUGGCAACCCAGCCUGCGUCGUUGCCAACAGCGAAAAAGACGCGCGCAACGACGUGUGCUCGGCAGCAAGCGAGACAGAGCUGGCAACAGCGCGUCGACGACGACGCCGUGAAGGGAUCGCGCGAAACGACGUGCGCGGCAAAAACGCGCCGUUGACGACGGCCUGAGCGAGAGAGAGAAAGGGAGAACGAACGGCGCACGAAGAUGUUCGUGGAGGAGUUUUGGCGCGCAACGAAAGAGGACGACGAGGACGAGCCUGUGCGUCGGAACAAGUGAAGAUUUAAGUUCAUCGCAAGCAGCCGAACCGGUCGGACGUUAAGUCGAGCGCGUCGCGAUCGUCGGAAGAGACGCUAAGUUUUACCACUAAAAUUAAGUUAUGUUUAGUUAAUAGAUUAGUGAAGAGAAAUUGUAGUGUUUUCUGUUUGCCUGCGAUACUUCCGAUCCUCCCAACUGGUUCCCCAAGUCCGCCUGAGCCUGUGAAAAAAGACGCCAAUAUGAUUUACAUUAAAUAGGAAUUUACAGGAAGCCGAACACGGGUAGAAAUUCAUCAGAUUUGAGUUUCCAUGCUCAACGUUUCCAUUACAUUCAUGAUUUACAUUAGAUUUAGAUUUACAUUGGAGUAAUUUCCAUGACUUUUUACUCUUUACAUCAUAUUUCAACAUUACAUUGAGUGAGUUUACAUAAGAAACAGUAAUUUCGUGCUGUGUAAAUUUACAUAUUUUUUUCUGUG
Messenger RNA from Culex pipiens pallens (northern house mosquito), 3158 nucleotides. RefSeq lists its product as uncharacterized. The record is from RefSeq and is a predicted model, not a curated record. Gene Ontology annotation, molecular function: nucleic acid binding; zinc ion binding. Lineage: Eukaryota; Metazoa; Arthropoda; Insecta; Diptera; Culicidae. The coding region runs from base 1 to 2595 and encodes 864 amino acids. The transcript is spliced from 3 exons.